Messenger RNA from Frankliniella occidentalis (western flower thrips), 2141 nucleotides. Its product is annotated as thiamine transporter 1. Gene Ontology annotation, molecular function: vitamin transmembrane transporter activity. The record is from RefSeq and is a predicted model, not a curated record. The transcript is spliced from 8 exons. Bases 351 to 1793 code for a protein of 480 amino acids. NCBI's taxonomy places the organism in Eukaryota, Metazoa, Arthropoda, Insecta, Thysanoptera, Thripidae. Gene Ontology annotation, biological process: transmembrane transport; vitamin transport. Gene Ontology annotation, cellular component: plasma membrane.
CGUGCCCUAAUGAAUGGGUUAUGAAAGGUUAAAAGGAUUUAAGUAUAUCAUGAAUGUGAACGUCACGAGAGAAAGGGUCGGUACGGAGCUUGCGAUGGUACUCGUAACGAGCUCAUUUACCCUGUUUGUAAUCCGGACUCGCCUGUCUUCCUUCAGGUGAUGUUGAGUUUCGGUGUAUGUAUGUUCGGUGGGUUAGGCUUGUCAAAACACGAUAAAGGAAUGAAGUUGAUAACAGAUAACACACGCAAUGUCAUAUGACACUUUACCAUAAAUGUCAGCUGUGAGGAGCCCGUUAAUUGUGAUUGGAAUCAUCUGCUCCACAAUAACAUUACUCAAACCUGUAUGUGGAAAUGCCCGAAGGGUACGGUGCCCUUUGGUACCUCUGCAUCCUGGGCUUCUUCAAAGAAUUUAGACCAUCUGAAUCUUUUCUGACACAAUAUCUUGUAGGAAGCUGGAAGAAACUGACCCAAGAAGAGGUUAAUCAAGAGAUUUACCCAAUAGGCACAUAUUCAACACUGGUGCUAUUGAUAGUUGUGUUUCUAAUUACUGAUGUAGUAUGUUAUAAACCUAUCAUAAUUGUUCACAGUCUUGCAGGGGUAGCAUGUUACUGCCUUAUCACAUUUGGCACAUCAAAAGACUUUGUUCAGGCUGCCGAAGUUUUUUAUGGCCUUUUUCUGGCGUCAGAGGUUGCAUAUUCCACUUAUAUGUAUGCAUCUUGUGAAAAGGAUUUAUAUCAGAAAGUAACAAGUUACACACGAAUAGCUCUUCAGACUGGACGUCUCGUAUCUGGCUCAGUUGCACAAUUUCUUAUAAGUUGUAAUGUUUUGGAUUUACAUGAACUCAACUACUUGUCUUUGACAGGUUUAGGAAUCGCAGCAUUAUUUGGUUGUAUGCUGCCUUCAACUAGCAAAAGUUUAUAUUUUCACCGAAUAGGGUCAGAAAAAGUUGACAGUGCUGUAGAAACCCCGUCUAAUAGCAAUUACAGUGCACCUCCCAAUGCGUCUGCCACAGAGGACAUUUUACUAAGUACUGAGUAUUUAGAAGCAGUGAGAUAUAACCCCAAGAAAGAAGAUUAUGUGAUAUCUAACACAGAUAAUGAAGAUUAUGAGCAGCUCUCUGGUUUCCAAAAAAUAUGGAGUGAUUUUCUGCAUGCCUAUUCAAACAUGUAUAUUGUUAAAUGGUCAAUAUGGUGGGCCCUAACUAACUGUGGUUACUUACAGGUCACUGCGUAUAUUCAAAACUUGUGGCAAGAUACAGUAGAAUUAACCAAAGAGCCUUUGUACAAUGGUGCCGCAAGUGCAACUUACACUAUAUUAAGUAUUGUGGCAUCAUGGACUGUGGGUCAAUUACAAUUUGACUUUGAUGGGAAAAAAAGUCAGUGGCUGCUUUCUAUUUGUGCUUCACUUUCAGGAGGCCUGCUCUUACUGUUAGCCUUAUCCAAAUAUCUUCAUUUUCAAUAUAUAGCCUAUGGCAUCUUCAAAAUAUUCUACCAAGUAUCGAUGAUUUUUGCAAAUUCAGAGGUUGCUAAAUCAUUGACCAGAGACUCACAUGGCCUUGUGUUUGGUUUCAAUACAUUUAUUGCUCUUAUUCUGCAGUCUCUCUUAACAGUGACUGUGGCUGGGAAAGGAGGGUUUCAACUUUCAACACGUUUGCAGUUACCUCUGAUUUCUUUUCAGUUUUUGGUUUAUGGUGGCUACUACAUAGCUAUUGGUUGUGGUUUUGGAUUGAUUGCAAUAGCUAAUAGCAUCCAAGGGUGCCACCAAACUAUUCGCAAUGUACCUACAGGGGAAUGACCUUGAACUGGAUUUGGGACGGUGAUUGUUAUUUAGUGCAUUUACCUGAAAAGAAGUCAUAUUCUCCAGAGAUGUCCUCCUUAAUGAAUAGAUGUCAAUCAUUUCUAAAAGACAGAUGGAUGCUGUGGUGAGGUAAAGACAAGUUUGAAGAUCUUCUAGUCAUAGUUCAUGGCUUAGCUCUAUGAGUUGAUGUAUAGUCAGCGUGGCUAAGAUUAAGGAUGACUGAAUUGUUUUAAUCUCAAAUUCCUAUGUAAUCUAUGGUAAAAAUAAUAUUUUUAUAUGAAGUUAAUACCAAAUGUGAAGUGACAAAACUGUCAAUUAUCUUUAAAAUAUAAAAUUUAUAACACA